Tribolium madens (black flour beetle) is the source of this 1950-nucleotide messenger RNA. RefSeq lists its product as uncharacterized. Gene Ontology annotation, biological process: apoptotic DNA fragmentation. Bases 105 to 1193 code for a protein of 362 amino acids. Lineage: Eukaryota; Metazoa; Arthropoda; Insecta; Coleoptera; Tenebrionidae. The record is from RefSeq and is a predicted model, not a curated record. The transcript has 2 exons. Gene Ontology annotation, molecular function: nucleic acid binding; RNA endonuclease activity; metal ion binding. Gene Ontology annotation, cellular component: nucleus; mitochondrial inner membrane.
AAAUAUUACAGAACAACAUUUUUAAAACGUGUGGUUUUCCUGCAGAUUAAAGUUGUAGUAUAAAAGAUAAAACAGUCAAAGUUUAACAAACAUUAGUUUAUGCGAUGUUUAUGUACAUGUUUGUUUUGUGUUUUCUUGCUCUCGCAGUAGAUAACACAUCCGCAUCAUGCUCCUUCAAUCUCGACACAGAUUUAAACGGAAAAUCUCCUCUCGUUAUUCUAAACAACGAUAUUUUACUUCCCGACAACGAACAAGGAAAAGUUACAUUAUCAAACCAGGCACAGAUCCAACUUUUAUGUUCUGGUAGUAAUAAUCAUCUUAAUGUUAUAAAUUCCCAAAAUGGCUAUCUAGAAACAGCUACGUGCAAAAAUGACAAAUUCAUUCUCCCAAACGGAAAUUCCUAUAAAUUUCAAAUUCUAAAGUGUCAGAAUCCGCCUAUGUCAUAUGCUCAAGAUGUCGGUCAAUGCAACGCGGGCGCAAGAUUAAUUCGCUUCGGUUUCGCACUCUCUCCAUCAAAUUUUCUUGAAAAAAUUACGCUAUGUUUUGAUGCACAAAGAUUGGCAACUUACUGGUCCAGAAAUAUUCUACGACCAUCGCCGUAUUCGUGCCAGGUACGUGACAGAGUAAGCUUCAAAACAGAUUUUUUCAAAAUGAUUCACACGACAAUCAACCCGGAACGAGAAUAUUAUCACAGUGGAUAUGACAAAGGCCAUCUGACGCCGAGGUGUGAUUUUUUCACCGGACCGGAAAAAAGAAUGACUUUUUAUUACGUUAACACCUCACCACAAACUCCCAAGUUAAACAGUGGUAAUUGGAAGACUCUUGAAGGAGUGAUAAGAACGGCCAGUAAUCGCGCUAAACGUACUCUAGUUAUCUACACAGGGACGACGGAAACAAUAAGGCAUUUAGUACAAAUUCCCAUUCAGAAAUACUUUUGGAAAGCGGUAAUCGAUGCGAAUUCUGGAGAAGGAAUUGCUUUUAUUGGCGUUAACAGUGUAGGAACUUCUGUGUCUAGUCCUUGUUUGAUAGUAAAUUGUCAACAGGUAAUGUGGCUAGGAAGUUUACGACUGAAAUUUUCUGAUGCUGGCAAGGGAACAAUUUAUUGUUGCGCCAUCAAUAAUUUGAGAAAUAUUCCAAAUAUUCAACUUCCAGUGCUUUCAGAAUUCAGAGGUGGCAUAUUGUGGAAUAUGUAAUUAUAAGUAGAUACGUAAUUACAAUUGCACUAUUUUUCAUUACCUAAGUAUACUCAAAUCUAUGCAGUCCCAGAAGUGGCGUCAUAAAGAAAAAUGUUACGUACUGACGAUAACACGUAAUCAAAAAAUGUAAGAAAAAAAUUCCUUUUUUACAUUUUUUAUUUUUGUGGUUAUAAUAAAAUUAUAAUAAAUAAAUAAUUUAUAAAUAAUUUUUUGCUUUCUUUUAUACUUGUUAGAGCUGCACUUAACUACAAAGAGUUGUUGUUUCAUUAUACCAGGAAUGAAGUCAAUAUGAAUGAACUUAAAUGAAUCGUAAUUAAUGACGAGGUGACGUAGGAGCCGAGUCUUUAAUGAGAGGAGUCACCUAAAACCUUUUGAGUACGUGGUGCAUACAAUUUUUUUUCUUAAAGUUCCCAAAACACGAAUUCACACCUCUUACUAAUUAAAAAAAUUUCGUUACCAUAGUAACCAAUUUUAUUUUUUAGUCCGCAAAAAUUGUUUUUGGUGACCGAGUACCUAAAAUAACCGUUUUGCGUACUAUGUUAUUGAGUCCGGGAAAGACUAAUAAAACAGCUGUUUUCGGGAGCGUAUACAAAAAAAUAUUUUUUUUAGAUACUUUUGUUUGCCUUGCUAAAUGUCAAAAUAAUGUUUUGUUCUUAGAUCUAAGAAACGACUGGAUCAAGUUGAUUUGUAAAAAUUAUCAUAACUGACUUAACAACACUGUUAGUUUUAUUGUUAAUAGAAAUUUAAAAUUGUG